AUGUUUCUCGACACACUAUCCAAGACACCAGGUAUUCUAACCCCUUUUGAUGCCGAGUUCAAUAGGGGGGUAGAUCGUCCAACAGCAUCGGGAUGCAAUGAAAGCAACGGACAACCUCAUCAAGCUAGAGGUGUAGCUGUUGGCACUGUAGCUAUGCAGUCGUUAGGAAGCAAACUCACCGGUACGGGAGAGCGUCCAGGGGCGAAGGAGCAUGAUUCUCUAUCAGCGUUUCCACGAAGGGGGUCAGAAGGCUUCGUGCUUACUUCCGAACAAGUCCAAGAAUUGCGCGCACUAGUUUGCUCGGGUCAGGCCUUGACUAUUGCUGCCGGAAGCCUAUAUCAAGCAGCCGCAUUUAAUGGCAACUUACUUCACGCUUUGAAACUACCCCAUGUGGUUGUUGUUCCGACCACUGUCAAGGAGAUUCAAGAUAUAAGCUUUGGCCCCAAGGGAAUUACCUUCGAUCUUGAUAGUACGCCCAAAACCGCAACUAUUCCGGCAGGAUGCCGAUGGGGCGAUGUCUAUAGAUGCUUGGAGGAAGCAGGUCGUAGCGAAAUGGUUCUGGGAGGGCGAUGUGCUUCAGUCGGCGUUUCAGGUUUUACUAUGGGCGGGGGCGUUAGCCCGUUUUCUCGUCAGUAUGGUCUAGGGAUAGAUAGCGUUCUUAGCUUCAGGCUCAUCACUGCCGAUGGGGACGACAUCACCGUUGGUCGGAAAGAUACUUGCGAAAGGAAGAAGAACCUGUUUUGGGCUUUACGGGGUGGAGGCGGGGGUAACUUUGGGGUCCUUGUCGAGUUCACUACCCAACUCCACGACCUUGGUAACAAUGAUGGGAUGGUAAUUGGCGGAGGUUUUUCCUGGAAGUUCCCCGAGGGCCAGUCCAAGUUCAAAGAAAUGAUCGACAAGCUUAAUUCGCAUGAUCAACCAUGGCCUAACGAACUCACCAUGAAUGUACUUUGGCGGGGGGACCGAGGGCAGUUGACGGUAGUAUACGAUGGAACUGAGGAGAAUCUCCACAGACACAUCGAACCCUUGACAGGCUUUGGAGGAGAGUCAAAUUUCAAGCUAUGCAAGUGGUCAAAUAUUGCUAUUCAAGAACAAGGAUGGGGCCCAGGGAGCCCGGCAUUCCAUCAUCACACCCCCUUCAUCUACGGUCAUCGUGCUUUGAGCUCAGACUUCAUUUCGAAAGUAGACACGAUCAUGGAAGAGCUACGUGGAGUACUAAGUAGAUACGACCCAAACGGGAAGGCAUAUCUAACUUGGGUUCAUGUCGGGGGAAAGGCUGCAGAGGUUGGCGCAAAGGACACAGCGUUCUAUUGGCGCGAUGCUUCGUACGUCAGCUACUUAAAGCUCCAGUGGUACAAUCGUCACGCGACAAACGCAAUGAUCGACUACGUGCGAAAGGUCAAGCAGAAGUUACUCCCGUACACAUUACAAGGCAAAGCGGCUUAUGUAAACUUUACCGACCCAACUAUUCCUAACUGGCAAGAUGCGUACUAUGGAGACAACUACCCUCGUCUCCAGCAGGUCAAAAAAGACUGGGACCCUGAUAACUUCUUCCGCUUUGAGCAAAGCAUCGAGCUGCCAGGACAGAAGGCUUUAAUGCCGUAUGCUGACCACUUUACUUUUGUGCAUGAAACGCUAUCUCCAUACGACAUGGGUCUGAAUACAGAUACCGGGAGGAGCUUAGACAAGGCGAUCGAGCAAAUCAAGGAUGAUUGGUACGCACACUCGCUACCCUGCACAGAGGAGCUUUGGAGCAUGGAGGACCCAUCGGAAGAUGAGGUGCUGGAGGUUAUCAGAAAGCAAUGUAUGCUCUAA
Molecule: messenger RNA, 1815 nt
Organism: Rhizoctonia solani
Lineage: Eukaryota; Fungi; Basidiomycota; Agaricomycetes; Cantharellales; Ceratobasidiaceae
Product: FAD-binding domain protein
Exons: 5
Coding region: 1-1815 (604 amino acids)
Molecular function (GO): FAD binding; oxidoreductase activity
Source: RefSeq, a predicted model, not a curated record